GGCUGACGUCACUUCCUGUUGGACGCUCAGAAGUGCUGUGAUAGAAAGCUAUGUUAUUUGGAAGAUAACAUUAUUAUCAAGGGACAACGGAUUAAAGGUUCAUUGAAAUGAGCUGGAUUCCCUUCAAGAUCGGACAACCAAAAAAGCAAAUAGUCUCUAAAACUGUUGAAAGAGACUUUGAACGUGAAUAUGAAAAGCUCCAAAAGCUUGAGGACCAGACUAAGAAGCUUCACAAAGACAUGAAGAAGAGCACAGAAGCUGAUUUAGCCAUGUCUAAAGCAGCAGUGAAGAUCUCCGCAGAUCUGCUGAGCAACCCUCUGUGUGAGCAGGACCAGGCCUUCCUGGAGUCCAUGAAUGAGUUGGACAAGGCCAUGAAAAGGAUGGAUGCGUUCAACCAGGAAAAGGUUAACCAGAUUCAGAAGACCGUCAUAGACCCUCUAAAAAAGUACAGCGGUGUCUUCCCGAGCCUCAACAUGGCAGUGAAGCGGCGUGAACAGGCUCUGCAGGACUACAAGCGCUUGCAAUCUAAAGUGGAGAAGUAUGAAGAGAAGGAAAAAACCGGGCCGGUUAUGGUCAAACUAUGUCAGGCAAAAGAUGAGCUGCGCCCAGUCAGGGACGACUUCGAAGCCAAGAACAAGCAGCUUCUGGACGAGAUGCCCAAAUUCUACCAGAGUCGCAUCGACUACUUCCAGCCCAGCUUUGAGGCUCUCAUCCGUGCGCAGGUGGUCUACUUCACUGAAAUGCACAAUAUCUUCAGCGAAUUAACGGACAAGAUCGACCAAGCUGGGCUGACUGAUGAGCAGAGGCAGAAGGAGACCGAGGCCAAGCUCAGCGAGCUGCGCUCUCUGUCAAUUGUCGCGGACGACUGAGGCGGGAACGCCGAGGAUUGGGAUGUGCUCUUUUCAUGCCUCUCUGAAUGGAUUUUACUCUCCGAGCUGCUCUGGAGUUCAGACGGACAGCAAUGGCCUUAAAAUGAUGGGCGGUUUCUGUAAUUGCAGCCCCACACGUUUUGCACUACAUCCUUGUGACUUCUUGUUUUUUCCCUCUGUGCAAAGACAUUGUAAUCCGGAGCAGCUCAAUGCCACAUUAACUAAGCCAUCAGCCAAGUGCGACUUUAUCAGCCAAUAUGUUUUUUCCUGUACCAGAAUCAGGUUUCAAUAGAGCAAAUUAAACUGCAUUAUUUUUGAGAGAUUUUGUUUUAUAAGGGUACAUUUAAACAGAAAUGUUUUCAUCUGUUACUAAACUUCAAAUUAAUUGUUUAACUCAAAGAUUAAUAUAAACAGAUGUCAGGAUAUAAAAUGUAGUUAAUGUGAUAUUGAAGUUCUGUGCCAUCAUGUGUAACGGCAGGUUUUAAACCUUUUUAAAAUUGCUGUAUAAUGAGUCCAAUCUGUCCUGACUUUAAAUAAUCUAAGGUGAGCCUAUGCCUCCUUUGAAAGGUCUUCUAUCCACUCAGACUGGGGACGCAGACAGAUUGAGCCAAGAAAAAAAAAGCUUGUACUCCCUCUAGUGGGAAUUUGUGAUCACAGCACCCACUUUCCUUUUGUUCACAGCACCCAUCCUUUGUUCUAUUGUCAGUGAGAGUAUGUGUUAGCGAGGAGCCUCACACAUUGUUGGCGUGCUAGAAAGUCCCUUCUCUUCACCCUCAACACCAGGGUUGGAAGCCAGUUUUGCUUUCUGGCCUCCUAUAAUUUUGGAUGGAGUCGUACUGCUUUGUUUUCACUCUAUUGGGAUGAGCCUCCCGUAUGAAAGCUAAACUAUUCAGUUAUGAGCACACAUUGACUUUUCAGAUGUGGCUUUGUUUUUCUUGUCUUUGUAUGUUAAGUGGAAUCUUUUCUAUUUUCUUUUAUAUCUGUUUGAGUUGUUUUAAAUGCACAACUUUAGAAAUGAAGGUGCUUUUCUUAAUCAGCUGUUAAAUUAUUUCAUUAUAGUCAUUUUUUUUAACGCAACUAAGGGGAUUCUUUGUCAGUUAUUUUAUUGCAUUACUUUGUCAAAUGUUGUGA
Messenger RNA from Cyprinodon variegatus (sheepshead minnow), 2000 nucleotides. It is a transcript of the gene bin3, whose product is annotated as bridging integrator 3. The record is from RefSeq and is a predicted model, not a curated record. NCBI's taxonomy places the organism in Eukaryota, Metazoa, Chordata, Actinopteri, Cyprinodontiformes, Cyprinodontidae. Gene Ontology annotation, cellular component: actin cortical patch; cytoplasm. Gene Ontology annotation, molecular function: lipid binding; protein binding. Gene Ontology annotation, biological process: actin cortical patch localization; endocytosis; plasma membrane tubulation. The transcript is spliced from 9 exons. Bases 108 to 869 code for a protein of 253 amino acids.